CCUUUAUCUGCCUGCAGGUCGCUCGGGACGCCGAGGGCCGCGGGUCCUAGGCGACCUGGCUCCCCGCCACGCUCCGGCCCGCAGCAGGGGACAGAAGCUGGUCAAGUGUGCCUGACAUCCAUCAACUGGUCCCUGGUCACCUGGUCUCAGCCCAGCUUUGCCCAUCUUGCUGUGUGAAUCUUGGGUAAGUCCCAACUUUUUAGCCAGCCCUGGGUUUCCCCAGACAUUUCAUGUGGAGGGUGAUGCUGACUUUCUUUCUGCAGCUGAGGCCUGGCUAGGAGGGCUACAUUUAACUGGGAUUUGACCAGUGUGGGCAUGGUGAUGGUUGGGGGAAGGGAGAGGUGGAGGUUUCCUUUAGCCCCACCCUCUGGUGACAUCACACAAGACACCUCCAGUCCUUGGAAGCCCCGCCCCUAGUGACCCUCACCUGUGGAAGUGCCACCCAGUGCCUGGCAUCUGGUGAAAUUGCCCAGUCCCACAGCGGAAGCCAUCGGCCCCCAGGCUCCAGGAAAAGCCCUAGUUUGCUGCCUGGCCCACAGCCAUGGCCACGAUGGUGGCCCAGAAGCUCAGCCAUCUCCUGCCUACUUUGCGGCAGGCCCACCGGGAGCCGCAGCCAUCCGGACAGCCAGAGCCCGUGUUCACGGUGGACCGAGCCGAGGUGCCGCCCCUCUUCUGGAAGCCGUACAUCUACGUGGGCUACCGGCCACUGCAUCAGACGUGGCGCUUCUACUUCCGCACGCUGUUCCAGCAGCACAAUGAGGCGGUGAACGUCUGGACCCACCUGCUGGCGGCGCUAGUGCUGCUGCUGCGGCUGGCCAUCUUUGCGGGGACCGUGGACUUCUGGGGAGACCCCCAUGCCCUGCCCCUCUUCAUCAUUAUCCUUGCCUCCUUCACCUACCUGUCCCUCAGCGCCUUGGCUCACCUCCUGCAGGCCAAGUCCGAGUUCUGGCACUACAGCUUCUUCUUCCUGGACUAUGUGGGCGUGGCCGUGUACCAGUUCGGCAGUGCCCUAGCGCACUUCUACUACACCAUCGAGCCUGCCUGGCAUGCCCGGGUGCAGGCCAUCUUCCUGCCCACGGCCGCCUUUCUUGCCUGGCUUUCUUGCACCGGCUCCUGCUACAACAAGUACAGCCAGAAGCCCGGCCUGCUGGGCCGCACCUGCCAGGAGGUGCCGUCGGCGCUGGCCUACGCGCUGGACAUCAGCCCCGUGGUGCACCGCAUCCUGGUGUCCCCCGACCGGACCGCAGAUGACCCCGCUCUUCUCUACCACAAGUGCCAAGUGGUCUUCUUCCUGUUGGCCGCGGCUUUCUUCUCAGCCUUCAUGCCGGAGCGCUGGUUUCCGGGCAGCUGCCACCUCUUCGGCCAAGGCCACCAGCUCUUCCACGUGUUCUUGGUGCUGUGCACGCUGGCUCAGCUGGAGGCUGUGGCCCUGGACUACGAGGCCCGGCGGCCCAUCUAUGAGCCUCUGCACACCCGCUGGCCCCACAACUUCUCUGGCCUCUUCCUGCUCACGGUGGGCAGCAGUGUGCUGACCGCCUUCCUCCUGAGCCAGCUGGUUCGGCGCAAACUUGACCGGAAGACCCAGUGAGGGGGAGGGAGGGGAUGGCGGCUGGUAGGGAGGGAGGUAGAGUGAGAGCCCGGGGUUCAGGGCUUGGCUCCAGAGGGGAACAAGGCCUGGUAAAGUUGUUUGUGUCUGGCCUGCGAUGACUUUCUGUGAACGCUUCAGCUGCCAAAGGCGGUACUGGCCUGUCCUUAGAUUUGGGGAUUGGCCCGGAGCAACUGGGGGGUCCACUCCUGGGCCUACCCCAGCCCCUUGCCCUGGGAGAGGAAAAGAGAUAAAGAUGAGGGCCAACCAGGCUUGCCUCUUUCCAUUGCCUCUCACUAAGGGUGAGGAUCAGGGGUCAGCUGGGGCCAGGACCCCGGUUGGGAGCUUCCAGAUUAUCUGAGGGGGGGUGACGAUAGAAUUUAGGCCAGAGGCAGAUUUCACUGGUGGAUAGGGAAGGAGCAGGCCUGAAUGUAUGUAGGAUCUUAUCAUUCCUUGAGCUCCGGCCUGGAGCUUUGGAGUUCCACAGAGUCACCGAAGGUAGAAGAUUGUGGCAGGUAGAAAUGGAUCCCACCCAGGGCCCAUACCUCCUUGGUCACCAUCCCAUACAGUGAGCCCCAGCCUUUCUUAGCUCUGUGACCCACACAUCCUGUUCCCAGCCUUUCUCCUGGUUUCCUUGUUCAUGAUUCAGUUAUCCAUUCAGUGUUUCCUGGGCAACCUCUGGGUCCUUUGGAUCCAUGCAGGAUGAUGAGAGCUUUAAUAUGGGAGUGACCUGUCAGGGGAAGCACGGGGAGGAAUAAUCGGUGCUGUCUGCUGCCCCACUCAAGGUCGAGGGUUGGGAGGGGUGACUAGGAGUUUGCAGAUGAAGGAGGGCAUUCCAGGCAGAGGGUAAAGCCUCUACAAAGGCCAAAGAGGUACUGAAGGGAGUUCAGCGGAGCUGGAGGUAGGGGUGAUCUGGACUCUGAUAUGUCCUGGAUUCAAUAAAGUGACCAAUAACAGCAGCCUCUUUGCUUUUUGCCUCCUGUCUUGGGAACGGGGCCCUGGGGCCCCCAUGGACCUGCUCAACAUGUUGAAGAGGUUUUCCAGCGAGUGGCUGGGGCCCCCAGGGGUGGAAACAGGGAAGACAAAAGUAGUGGAUGCUUUUUUCUUUGCCUAGGCGUGAUUGGGGGCCUUAUAUGCUAUAUAUAUGAACUCUUUCUUUUUGGCAGGGAAGGGGGGCAGUUGUAUUACUAAAUAAGUUUUAGAAGUUAAAGGAAUGUGUGAAGUUUUAAAUAAUCCCACUUAAUAAUUUGAUAAAGAUUUCAUUUUUUGGUCUUUCCUUCAAUCAGGAAGGAUUUUAUAUGUUAACUUUUAUAAUACUCCUUUUCUAAAGGAGUAAACUAAAAAUAUAGUUUAUAAUAGUUUUCCACAGCACAGUGAAGGAAAAUUAGGAAGUCCUGAUUUAAAAAAA
This is a messenger RNA of Mustela erminea (ermine), 2993 nucleotides long. RefSeq names its product progestin and adipoQ receptor family member 7 (gene PAQR7). Lineage: Eukaryota; Metazoa; Chordata; Mammalia; Carnivora; Mustelidae. Gene Ontology annotation, biological process: response to steroid hormone. The transcript is spliced from 3 exons. Gene Ontology annotation, cellular component: plasma membrane. Gene Ontology annotation, molecular function: steroid binding; nuclear steroid receptor activity. The record is from RefSeq and is a predicted model, not a curated record. Bases 542 to 1588 code for a protein of 348 amino acids.